CCUCUUUUCUCUAAACUCUACCCAACUCCCUCGAACUCCAAUGAACAUAUAGUAUUAACAUUGCCAUUGACCGUCACGAGUGCAGUUGGUUUUAAUUUUAGCCUGCUGUUAAAACCAAAGCUAUUGCGAUGGCCUCACAUCCCGACGAGAAAAGGCACAUUGUCAUUAUAGGUGGUGGCAUCAUUGGAUGUACAAGUGCAUACUUCCUCACUCGCCAUCCGUCCUUUAACCCGAAACUUCACUCUAUCACAAUCCUCGAGGCUACAGCUAUCGCAGCUGGCGCAUCCGGCAAAGCAGGAGGCCUCUUGGCUCUGUGGGCAUACCCUCCAAGCAUUGUCCCGCUGUCGUUCCGUCUCCACGCCGAGCUAGCUGCUGAACACGACGGCGCGAAGAGAUGGGGUUACAGAUCUGUACAAGCGGGAUCGAUUAGAGCAAAGGUCCACCCCGACCGAUUGGAAAUACCGAAGGCGGAUAGCGGUACGGGAUCAGCGGAAUGGAAGAAGCUUCCAAAGCAGGAUGAAGCGAGCCUCAAGUCACUGCAGAAGAAGGGAAUACCGGAAGACCUGGACUGGUUCAUUGCCGAGGGACUGGCGGAGUAUUCUUCAAUAGGCGACGCGGAUGCAACUGCGCAAGUCUACCCAUACCAGUUUACAACCUCCAUGGCAGAGCUGGCACAGGAGAAAGGUGCUGAAGUCAAAGUUGGCGCACACGUUGACUCGAUCGACUAUACAGGCGGGCACGUAAAGAGUGUCACAUACAUGGACAGACAAACAAAACAGAUUCAUACCAUUUUGGCAACAGAUAUAGUCGUUUCUGCAGGACCGUGGAGCAGCCACAUAUUCCCUGACGUUGCGGUUGACGCAUUAAGAGCACACUCCGUCACAAUUAAUGCACAUGUAACUCCUUACGUCCUCUUCACCGACAUCGAGCUGCCGAAAGAUUUUGGAGCCAAGGAUGGCAAGAAGCGCAAGCAUGGGAGAAGAGUUAAUCCGGAGGUAUAUGCUCGCCCGAAUGGCGAGGUAUAUGCAUGCGGAGAAGGCGAUGAGCUUAUUCCCCUCCCCUCCACAGCCGACCUCGUGCAGUGUGAUCCCUCCCGCUGCCAAGAUGUGGUCGACUACGUCUCCUCCAUCAGUGAUGAGCUACGCACAGGCGAGGUCACUGCCAAACAAGCAUGUUACCUCCCUUCUAUACCUGGUAGUAGUAGUCCGGUAAUUGGCGGAGCAGGGAUCAAGGGGAUGGUGGUGGCGACGGGGCAUUCGUGCUGGGGCAUCCAGAAUUCGUGUGCGACUGGUAAACUAGUGAGCGAGUUUGUGUUUGAGGGAGAGGCGAAGAGUGCACAGGUUGGGGCGAUGGACCCGAAAUUUUACAUGUAAGAUGGGAGUUUGACAACGAAAGGUUAUAGCUAUAUAAUUUAUGACUAAAUGUAAGCACAUGAUUGUUUAAGGGGAGGUGGGGGGUUGGUGAUUUAGAAGUCCGGGUUGAAAUAUAAGCUAGAGCAUAUAGGAGAACAUACUAAGAACUAGUAAAGGUAUGAGAGAUGCGAGAGACUUAGUGUAUUGUAAUAAUGAGGCAAGUUUAAUAAGAUAUUAUCAGUCAUUUUAUAAAUGGGGGGGAGUCUAUUC
Molecule: messenger RNA, 1622 nt
Organism: Pseudogymnoascus destructans
Lineage: Eukaryota; Fungi; Ascomycota; Leotiomycetes; Thelebolales; Thelebolaceae
Exons: 4
Coding region: 129-1373 (414 amino acids)
Biological process (GO): retrograde transport, endosome to Golgi
Cellular component (GO): cytoplasm; late endosome
Molecular function (GO): oxidoreductase activity
Source: RefSeq, a predicted model, not a curated record